AUCGUUUGCAGGUAAAUACGCCCUCUGUGGAAUUGGCGCUAAUCUUCACCGCUUCCAAUCUCUGACGUCUACUAAUUGAUGGAUAUUUCUUUGCUGCGGCUGAUUCAGCGGGUAACAAGAUUCUGGCAAAAACCAAAUGAUUCAGCAAGGCGUUGCUUUGGAAUAAUUCAUGGUUUUUCAACUUUAGCUGUAACAACACACCUGAUUCCGUUUUCAUUGAGUGGAAAUUUGCUGAUAGACAGGGAUGAGAAUAUUAUCGAGGCUCGAACGUCUGCAAAGUCACCCCCAGAAUCGUAAUACACGGGACAACGCUAAAAUGUGUUUGCAAAUUAC
This is a messenger RNA of Cylicocyclus nassatus, 333 nucleotides long. Lineage: Eukaryota; Metazoa; Nematoda; Chromadorea; Rhabditida; Strongylidae. The record is from the annotation of a GenBank genome assembly.